Aspergillus alliaceus is the source of this 1952-nucleotide messenger RNA. RefSeq names its product putative salicylate hydroxylase. Lineage: Eukaryota; Fungi; Ascomycota; Eurotiomycetes; Eurotiales; Aspergillaceae. Gene Ontology annotation, biological process: secondary metabolite biosynthetic process. The record is from RefSeq and is a predicted model, not a curated record. The transcript is spliced from 2 exons. The coding region runs from base 382 to 1665 and encodes 427 amino acids. Gene Ontology annotation, molecular function: FAD binding.
UCUGGACUCCACAGGAUCCCUGUCAUAAUACGACCUCAUGUCUGGGAGAAUGCGAAUCAUGGAUGCCCCUCGUGGGUAUCUUCCCUACCCUCUCACGGAUCACUCGGAGAUCUCCGCUUUUACGGUGCAAGGCCGGCUGGACCACGGCCGAGUUUGAUUACAAUUACGAGAAAAGGUACACACUCUCGCCACGAACGAAUUGGCCCCAAAUCAUACCACGUCCUGAGUUGUCACUGGGACUGCCCUGAACUCCACAUAGCCUGGGCUGUGAUAUUGACGCACAUUCCCAGCCCCCUGUAGCCACACGAAAAGCUUAACGAUCAUUACCAGAUCUGUCUCUCUCGACAAGCAAAAGAAAUAGAGAGAAAAAGGAAUCAAAAAAUGGGCAGCACAGAACCAUCCAAAGACUUCACCGUCUCCAUUGUCGGCGGGGGAAUCGGCGGCCUCGUGCUCGCCGCCGGCCUCUUGCGACGCAAAGUGCCCGUUCGCAUCUAUGAAGCCGCCCCCGUCUUCGCGGAGAUCGGACUCGGCCUGUCCAUCGGUCCUGCCGCUCACCGGACUAUGCCCCUCAUUGAUCCACAGAUUCGAGAUAUCUAUGACUCGCUCGUCACCACUCAUGCCGAUAGCCCUGGCUUUGAGCAGUUUCGACAAACAUGGUUUGAGAUCGUUUGGGCCAGCGGGGCCCGGGAGGGUGAGACUUUGAUGAAUCUAAAGGCGCUGCCGUCGGGCCAGACGACCUUGCGCCGGGCAGACUUUCUCGAUGCGUUGGUGGAGUUGAUUCCCCCGGAGAUUGUGCAGUUUGGAAAGAGACUUGAGGGUCUUGAGGAGACGGUGGAGGGGGUCACGUUACGAUUUGACGAUGGGACGACUGCUCCUGCGGACGUUGUGGUGGGGUGCGACGGGAUCAAAUCCAAGGUCAAGGAGUCCAUGCUACCGGAGGAGUCCAAGGAGAAACAGCCGCAGUAUAGUGGAAUGUACGGGUACCGUGCGGUCCUGGAUAUGGAGGAGAUGGUAGAGGCGGUAGGCGAGCAACGGGCGAGGGUAUCCACCAUGUACGUUGGGAAGGGGGCAUACGGGAUCUCGUAUCCAAUCAUGCGGGCUAAGAAGGUCAACUUUGGGCUCUAUAUUCUGAGUGAGAAAUGGGAUUGUGAUACCUGGGUCCGGCCCGCGGAGCGGGAGGAAAUGCGAAGGGACGCGAAAGAUAUGGGUAGAUACGUGAAUGCGCUUAUUGAGCGCAUGCCCGAUCCUUCUCAAUGGGCGAUAUUUGAGCAUCCUCACAUUUCGACAUACGCCCGGUCGCGAGUUGCCAUCCUUGGUGAUGCAGCACAUGCCUCGACACCGCACCAGGGCGCUGGCGCCGGUCAGGCAAUUGAAGAUGCUCAUGUUCUAGCUGAACUCCUUGGAGAUCCCCGCGUUACGAAGGCGGAGGAUGUCGUGGCUGCCUUCAAAGCGUAUGAUGAGAUCCGGCGACCUCGAAGUCAGAGGGUCGUUACCAGCAGCAAAGAAAAUGCGUAUCUCCUUUGUCUAUGUUUGGACGGUGUGGGGGAUGACGAAGAGAAGCUCAAGGAGACAUGGAACCAGAGGCUUCGUUGGCUCUGGGAUUUAGAUAUCCAGAAGCAGGCGGAGGAAGCCAGGAAGCGAAUGAUUGAGCACAUGCAGGUAUAACAGAACACAUACAGGUAUCAAUAUAUAACGCCAUUUAUGCAAGGGCUUUAUGCCCAUUGAGAAUCAUCGCCUGCUAUUAAACGUCUAGAACGGACAGUUAUGUGUGCGCUAGGCCCUUUAACUAGACUGUUAUGCCGUUUAGCCAAAUUUCCAAGAAUGGUGAAAGAAUGAAGAAAUAAAUCAGGCUAUAUACCAACAAGACUAUACAUGCGAGUGAAAGGUAAAGGACCAAAAUGGUGAAGUCAGACCAGAUUCAGAGAAUGGGCGUACCGACGGGUACAAAAACG